Paramuricea clavata is the source of this 6226-nucleotide messenger RNA. The record is from the annotation of a GenBank genome assembly. NCBI's taxonomy places the organism in Eukaryota, Metazoa, Cnidaria, Anthozoa, Malacalcyonacea, Plexauridae.
CUUUCGGGAAACAUGGUUAGGAAACAAUGUUUCAGGGUUUACCAACCUUUUGAAAUAAAAAAUUUCUGAAGAAAAUUCUAUCUUGUGUUUUAUUAUAGACACAAUUGGUUCACAAAAACCAAUACAGGAAAGCAAGAUGUCAUCGAAAGAAAUCCCUAUGUGUAGAUCCUGUGUUUCAGAGAUAAAGAAAAACCGCUUUCAGGUUACCGGGACAAAUGGCCCAUUGGUAAAAUCGAAAAUAAUAGUAUUCACCAAAUUUGCAUUCUACUCGACUUAGCUGAUCGUAGCAAGGUACCACUUAUGAACGCUUUAGGUGGCUUCGACCAGAUAACGGCUGCAUAUAUUAAAACAAAAUAUGGAGAAAGGGGAGGAGUGGGGACUGCCGAAGAAGUACUCAAUAAGUGGGCAUCAAGAAAUCGAGAAAAUAAUAAUGUGGGGGCUCUUAAGAAGAUUCUUGAAGAUACCAUGCAAAGGGAUGAUGUUGUUGAAGAGAUUGAAAAAUGGGAGAAGUUGUCUGUUUGUCAUGGAUGCGGUAUUAGAUUGAACAAACCGUACAGGAUGGUGACAAUCGGUGAGUAUGAUUACAGAUGGUUAGGCACUUAAGUAUAACAUGUCACGAUAUGUACCAUCUGACUGUACCAUCUGUAGUCAGAUGGUGACGAUCCGUGAGUAUGAAUACAGAUGGUUAGAUACAUUAAUAAAAUAAAAGGGGCCAAUUAAAAAUAGGCGACUUGCACUAAGAGAUCACGUGAUCUUAAUCCUCUUGAAAUAGUAGGUAUGGAACUACAAAUCUACAAUGAACAUACAAAGUGAUGUUUUAAGCAAAAAUUCGAAUUUUUUGUUUUAAAAAACUUUAAGAGAAUUUCUUGCACGUUUAGGGCAGGGCGCUUGGUAAAGGAGGGAACGCUGUAUAGAGGGCCAUUUGAUGGAGGUUAUAUUUCAUUUUACGUAGUGCUAAAUCUUGUUGCGACCAGCGAGCGAGCUGGGAACAUCCUAAUCUCAGAUAUGGGAGAAAAAAUUGUGUUCAACACCUUUUUCCGCUGGAAUGUGUAUUCAACACCCUUUGCGGGCUCAUUUUAUCCGUAUAUGGAACUCGUGACCAUAUAUGGCGUUCCACAUGGAAAAUUUUGCCUUCGUAGUUCGUGCAAUCGUGCUGUUUCGUGCAUUCUUUGCAUUGUUUGUUCAGUUUUAUGAUUAUUAAAGAGGAAAAGCCGGCUUUUAAACUUUCAGGUAGCUGAUAGUUUUUGUAUCUGCGCGGAGCGCUAGAUACUAUGCUAUCGAGUGUGCGUUAAACACUCAGGUCGACUAAUUAGGGCUGCAUGCCUGCGAACAGGCCGUAAAACAAAGAUGGCGGCUUGCUACAGAGUGAGGGUUGUUUUAUCCUGGAUGAUUUUUUAUUUAUUUAUUUCGCCCAAUCAUUAUGGUAACUAUUUGCAUAAAAGUAUAAAGCUACAACUAUAAAUAUGGCUAGGUAUGUCUCUACUCUGUGACUGCGAUAAAUAAACUGUCAACUGUCAAAUUGACAGUCACGCAAGGCGUGUACAUUGUACAACGAAGAAAUGUAAUAAUGUACUGUAUAUAAAACAAUAAUACGAAGAAUUUAUAGCAAGCCGCACAAUAUAUUACUCGGAAAAAAUAUAGAAUUCUCCAGAUAAUAGAUUAAGAGUCAUAAUCAAUACACAUACAAAUAUAAAGCCGAAUAAAAUACUACCAUUGGCAUUGAAUGUAAAUAAUACUUGUACUAUGUGCAGGGUUCGAAUUGGCAAUGUGCAAUUUGCACAUCGUUUUGGACCAAAUAGUGAAAACUGCACAUCACUUUUCCAAAUGAUGUGCAAAAAAACCAGACUGGGACUAUUUUUCCCAGGGUAUUGUGAACAAGACGCUCUACGGAGCGUUAACUCGCUGGGGCUAUACAACUACGCACAUUACUGUACAAUGUACAUGAUACAUACAGUACACAGCUCUUUCAAUUAAGAUUUAAGGUUUUCCCCGAGCUAAGCGGAAAAGUCGAAUACGAGCGCGAAAGGCUUAUUAACACAGUACUAAAAUGCGGUAGGCCCUACAAGUAAAGUUAUAUUUAGUACGCUACAUUCUUCUUCAAAACUGUCAGCCGCCAGUUGGUCUAGGAUUAAACUGCGCUUUAAAACGUUCAAAAUAAAAUAUUUGGGGGCUUUUGGGCUCAAAAUACUAUCAAAAUGAAGCGAGAAGUGAGACGAAUCCACUGGUAUUCGGCCGAAAAAGAGAAAACCAAUGAUACCAAAGUUAUCGAUUAGGAUCAAAUGUACUGCAUUUUUUUAUAAUUAGUUUAAUAAUUUUGAGCGAUUGGCAACAAUACAAUUUCGCUUGGCUUUCAAAGACAAAGGCCAUAAAUCGCUAGAACACUGUUUAGUAAUACAUUUGACAUCCGUAAUUAGUACAAUUUCUAACGCUGAAUCGAACGCUAGUAUUUUUAUCCUUAUUGCGCCAUUAGGCAUUUAUACAAAUACACUAUGAAACGUACUGCGAGUGAUUUGACAAUAAUACGUACUUGUGAGCGAUUUCAUUGUCAACAAAUACAAUUUCGCUUGGUUUUCAAUUCAAAGGCCAUAAAUCGCUAGAAUACUGGUGCUUAGUAACACAUUUGACAUCCGUAAGUACAAUUUCUGACGCUGAAUCGAACGGUGGUAUUUUUAUCCUUAUUGGGCCAUUAGGCAUUACAAAUACCAGGACAAACUUGUGGAUAAACGUUAGUGCGAGUGAUUUGUGAUCAUUAUACGUACUGCGAGCGAUUUGUCAAACAAUACAAUUUCGCUUCAUUUUCAAAGGCUAUAAAUCGCUAGAAUACUGGUGUUUAAUAGUAAUACACUUGUAAGUACAAUUAAUUUCCUACGCUGAAUCGAACGGUGUCGCUUUCUUCUCAAAAUAUAAAGCAGCGCAGUCAAACGUAUAAUCUUUUAUAAACUUGCGAUUUGCGAAGGUUGCUGUUUCCAUGCGAAAUUCCAUUGUAAAAUUGUUCAAUUUUCCCGAUUUUCCUCAAAAUGGAGGGCUAUUUAUGGAUAUUUGGGUAAAAUUGGCAGGAACCUUAUGGAUAAUUGGGGGGAAUAUUAAGCAGCUCAUUAAUAUUCUAUUUUGUGGCUAUCAACGACGAUCGGAAAUCUGACAUCUGACAUCCACCAAAAAUGCUUGCCGAAACCUAUACUCGUCGUGCCCCAGCGAGUAAAAAUACUGUUUUCAGAGGGGUUAAAAAUCAUAGAAAUUAUAAAUAACACUAGAGGGAGCAUCGAGGAUGAAAUUUGGGAGCGCGGUAAUGGGGGCAAAUUGAAAUCACGGAUAAACACCACACAAUUCUUGGGUUACACUUGAAACCAGAAAAAAUUAAAACAAGUCACCAAACUGGAUGUUUUAUAUGUUUUGAAUGUCAUUACUACAAACAUUCCCCCAAAAUUUUGAAUUCAAACGACGAAUUUCCUCUUGAAAAGAUCAAAAUUGCUGACAUCAUCAUUAUUUUGGAGUGCUCUCAAAAAUGUGUUAUAGACAAAAUUGAGGUAAAAAUGCUUGGUAAAAAUCAAAACGGGACUACUUAACUGUCAUAAACAAGAAUUUAAAGAUUUGGCUCAAACUCUCUCUUAUUUUAGCAUUUUAAUUUUGCCCCCCCCCCAUUAGCCACGUUCCCUUUCUUUGACUGAAUUAAGAUUACGAUACCCCCUCUAGUGUUAUUUAUAAUCUCUAUGUUAAAAAUGCUCUUCCAGAGGGGUUUCAAGUCUCUUCCAGAGGGGUCAAUUGCACAGAUUUUUAUUCAUUCCAGGGGCCGCGGUUGUUCAGAGGUGGGUUAGCGCUUUAACCUGCUGUUUUAGUUUGUGUAUUUCUGCACGUCUGUUUAUUUCAAAACUUCAGAGAAGUAAACUCUUAUCGAUCCAGACAAGAUUUCUGAAGAAAUAUUUCUAAAUUUAUGAACAAGCUGUUUGGAAGUUUGCUUUGAAUUUUAGGAUAACCUAGGGUUAAGCUGAUCGCCUAUUGAACAACCGGCCCCAGAGGGGUAAAAAUCUCCAAAAGCAGAGGUCCUCAACAGAGGGAGGGGUUACUUUUUAAAUGUAAUAGCCCAUUAAACAAGUCGGUGUAUGACAAGAGCUACAUUUGAUCCAAGCCUAACUUCAGUUGCAGAUGAGAAGCCACGUACUUCCGUACAAGAAGCAAGCUCGCGAUCGGCGUCGAUGUCACGACCACGGACCAGGGGUGGACCUUAUGAAAGAGAAUCUUCCGUUAGUGGAGGCCCCGGUUUCAGCGGACGACCUAGCGGCUUUGAACGAAGGUGUGUGCUUGUAGUACAUUGAAUACUUUUACGCUCGUUAAAGGAAACAGUGGGUCAAUCCCGAUUUAUUAGCAGGAUCCGCGAAAGAACGAGACCGGAGACAACUCUCUAGCUUCUUUUCCAUUCAUUGCAAGAGUCAACUUGCAAGCUGGAUUUCAUCACAAUGCUCGACAUUUUGUUUUAUUAGAUACAAACACUCGCAUCAAGCUUGCAAGUUGGUUUUUGUGAUUUUGUUGAGACUUAAAUUGUGACCGAACCGAAAUUAUCUGGUUUUGAGUUCAUCCUGGUCUCAUGUAAAUGUGACAUCGCUUUCUUUUGAACAGUAUGAACGCAAUUUAUUAUUUUAUUUCAGAUAUCGAGGAGGUGGCCGAGGAAGAUAUGGUGGCAUGCGAAGCGGUAGGGUGAAAGAUUGUUAAACUUGUUAAAUUUGAUGUUAAAGAUGAUAUAAUAAUUAUAAAGAGAUAAUCUUGAAGUGUCUGUGCCAGUGUAGGUAGUGGCAAUAAUAAGAAAGCUUUGGAUUGAUAGCGAUGAAACUACCUGAAAAAUACAAGGAGAUAUAAUUAUAAAGAUAAACCUUUAUUAUGUGAACUGUAGUGUUUUGACUUUACGUGGUUUUUCACUGGCAAAGUUUUAUUAAUAAAUUUACGUGGAGUGUAAACAACUACCAGAGAUGGCAAUAUAGAAAUCUCAGUAAGGAAUAGUUAAUUGAAUUGGUUCGAAUUGAAAUAUUUACAUAAUACAUCUGUAGUAAUAUUCAGCCGGUCUUCCACUAUGCGAAUUUGUUCUUGCGAAGCCUUUUUCACGCUCGGUUUAUCCGCCGAAGGCUUGCGAAGCCUUUUCAAUUUUCACGCUCGGUUUAUCCGCCAUUUUGGGCACUGUCUCUUCCAAGUCUGCGAUUGCACGCACUGCAAAAUGCCACAUUUUAUCACUGCAGUUGUUUGUAAUGUAUAAUGGUGAAUUUACAGUUACAACUUUGAAAAGUGACUUUUCACAUUGUUUAAGGCACAUUUCCACUCAAGAAAAAUUUCCACGGACAGAAAUGUUUCCAAAAAAAGUUUAAAAUUUUCAACUUCAAAAUUUUUUCCGGCCAAUCACAUUUUAUAAAAUGUUCUUUCUGUGGAAAAUUUUCCAUAACCGUUUAUCUCUUCUCUUUUCAGGUUCUGGAAAUAACUCUGACAGAAACGCGGCGGCUGCAGGAUUCAACGCCGUACCGAGUGCCAGUGCUUUUAACACCGGGGGCUUUGGUGGGGCGACCCACAGCUUCGGUAAUAUCGGUUCGGUGACAGCGAGUACUGGCUACGGUGGAACCCAGGCGAACGCCAUGGGUAACUCUGGCUUCUUUGGGGAUUCAGGAGUUGGAGCAUUUGUCAGUCAGUCCGGGGGGGUUGGGCACCAAGCCGUUCAAAACUACACAAACGUCGUCAAUUUCAAUUUGGGAACGUCAAUUUCCCAGGAGGGUAAUGAGUGGCAGGGUUCAAAUUAACAGUGUCCAAUGUGCAAUUUGCACAUCGUUUUGGACCAAAUUGUGAAUACUGCACAUCACUUUUCUGACUGGGACUAUUAAAUUAAUGAACACCAUCCAUAUUUAUAGAUUUAAACAAAGCCAAUCUGUUGUCUUAUAAUUUAUAAACAAGUGCUUUUGCAUGCACACUGGCAGCAUGUUUGCAGACUGCAUGGAAGCACAUGGAAGGUGUCAAAUUUUAGCCACCAUGACAGACAAACACAUUGAUGUUAUGUGUUGGGUUUGUAUAUCAAAGAUUGCAAACAAUGUUUAAAAAGUUUUGAAAUCAUUAAAUUAUUGCAAUUUGUUUGAGUAGAUGUUUGACUGAGUAGCUAAGAUAAUCAUGAACCUAAUUUAUAAGCAUUUAGAGCCACAUUUUAAAAAAAAAGUUUGCACAUCAUUUUUUCUCAACUAAUUGGCGAACCCUGUAGACUAUG